Messenger RNA from Zootoca vivipara (common lizard), 2347 nucleotides. Its product is annotated as amphiphysin. Gene Ontology annotation, biological process: synaptic vesicle endocytosis. Gene Ontology annotation, cellular component: cytoplasm; plasma membrane; synaptic vesicle. Gene Ontology annotation, molecular function: protein binding; phospholipid binding. The record is from RefSeq and is a predicted model, not a curated record. Lineage: Eukaryota; Metazoa; Chordata; Lepidosauria; Squamata; Lacertidae.
AGCCGACCUCCAUCUCUCAUCUCCCUCGCUCUCUUUGCAGCUGGGCUCCGUGUAAUUUCCCUCCUCUGCAGGAUCCCUGCACCACCAGCCACCAUGGCCGACAUGAAGACAAGCGGCGUCUUUGCGAAAAAUGUCCAGAAGAGACUCAGCAGAGCGCAGGAAAAGGUACUUCAGAAGCUGGGGAAAGCUGAUGAAACAAAAGAUGAACAGUUUGAGGAGUAUGUUCUGAACUUCAAAAGGCAAGAGGCAGAAGGUUCCAGACUCCAGAAAGAGCUCCGGGGAUAUUUAGCUGCAAUUAAAGGCAUGCAAGAGGCUUCAAAGAAACUUACAGAGUCUCUACAUGAAGUAUACGAGCCUGACUGGUAUGGCCGGGAAGAUAUAAAAGUGGUUGGAGAGAAAUGUGAUGUACUUUGGGAAGAUUUCCACCAAAAGCUCGUAGACGGGUCCUUGUUGACCUUAGAUACAUACCUGGGACAGUUUCCUGAUAUAAAGACUCGUAUUGCAAAGCGGAGCAGAAAGCUAGUGGACUAUGACAGUGCAAGACAUCAUUUGGAAGCCUUGCAGAGUUCAAAGAGAAAAGACGAAGGCAGGAUUUCCAAGCUACAAACUCCACAGAACAAAAGGGCAGAGGAAGAGUUUCAGAAAGCACAGAGAGUGUUUGAAGAUUUCAACAUUGAUUUGCAAGAAGAGCUGCCAUCUUUAUGGUCAAGGCGAGUUGGCUUUUAUGUGAACACAUUCAAAAAUAUCUCCAGCCUUGAAGCCAAAUUUCACAAAGAAAUAUCUUUGCUAUGCCACAAACUCUAUGAGGUGAUGUCAAAGUUGGGAGAGCAGCAUGCUGACAAGGCCUUCACCAUUCUCGGAGCACCCAGCGAUUCAGGUCCUCUCCGCAUUGCAAAAACUCCAUCCCCGCCUGACGAGGAGUCCCCUCUGCCUAGCCCUGAAGCAAGUCCCAAUCAUACAUUGGCUGCUCCUUCUUCUCCAGCACCAGCACGGCCUAAAUCUCCUUCACAGCUGAGGAAAGGACCCCCAGUUCCACCGCUACCUAAACUCACACCAACAAAAGAACUGCAGCAGGAGAAUAUCAUCAGCUUAUUUGAUGACAAUUUUGUUCCAGAAAUAAAUGUGACAACUCCUUCACAGAAUGAAGUUCCUGAAACUAAACAAGAGGAGUCUUUGUUAGACCUAGACUUCGAUCCAUUUAAACCCGAUGCAGCAGCUACUGUGGUAACCCAUUCACCAAUGUCUCAGACGCUACCCUGGGAUUUAUGGACGACAAGCAAUGAACUGGUGCAGCCGGCAUCCAGCAGCGCCUUUAAUGGAUUCACACAGGAUACUUCCCUAUUCUCAAUGCAAGCAAGCCAGAAUGUGAUGGACAACUUGGCUGCUGUUGUGGAGGAAGGGAUAAAGGAGGCACCAGAACUUGCUGAGAAAGAGUGCGAGUUACAGAUGGAUUCUGUAAUACAAAGUCCUGCUGGAGCGGAGGGUGUUGCUGCUGCUCCUGGAACUGAGGCUGGUGAAGUUGCUGCUCCUGCUGAAGUAGGAGUUGGGGAAAGUGACAUAGCUGCCACUGAAGGAAAAGCAGGGGAAUCUCAGGAAAACCUCAGCAGCAUCCCUUCAGUAGUAAUAGAACCUGCAUCAAACAACGAAGCAGAUGGAGAAGAUCACGAGGUUCUAGUGAACGAAUCUAAAGAUGAUGCAGAAGAUGUUGGUGCUCAAGGUGCUGAAGGCGCAGCUGGUGAAACUUCGGAGGCUGCAAGUGAGACCAAAACCACCCAGUCCACAUCUUCUGAGGAACAGCCCGUAUCAGCAGAUGACGCCAUGCCACCCGGCUUCCGCUUUAAGGUUGAAACCUUGCAUGAUUUUGAGGCAGCCAAUAGUGAUGAGCUGAACUUGCUCCGGGGAGAUAUUGUAUUAGUAAUUCAAUCUGUGGCAGAAGCUGAUCAGGAAGCAGGAUGGUUAACAGGGAUUAAGGAAUCUGAUUGGCUUCAAUACAAGGAUGUAGCUACUUAUAAAGGACUCUUCCCUGAAAACUUCACCCGUUGUUUGAAGUAGUUCUCAGCUCAGGCAUAAUACACGUGGUAGGAAGCUCGGUCCUUGCAUUUUGAAUUUCUCCAAUACACAGGAGCCCACCUUUAUAGUCAAGCUGUUAUGGUUUACAGACUGGUGCCAGACGAAAACUUGGUGACACAUAUCAAAUGAGCAUGACUGCAAGAAGUUAAAGCUAACAUAUUCUGAAACAGUAUGUGGAAAAAAAUGUCCUUAUUUGUUCACUUUUACGUGGCAACAGGUUUGUUUGUACUUUGUCAGAGCUAUGGUGAUCCUGUAACCUGAUCCUUUCCCAUGCAAA